Messenger RNA from Brassica napus (rape), 1217 nucleotides. RefSeq lists its product as uncharacterized. The transcript has 3 exons. Lineage: Eukaryota; Viridiplantae; Streptophyta; Magnoliopsida; Brassicales; Brassicaceae. The record is from RefSeq and is a predicted model, not a curated record. Bases 406 to 957 code for a protein of 183 amino acids.
AAAACGUACCCAGAGAAAAGAGAAAAAAUGGGGGAGCAUAUUAAAAUAGUGUAGAAGUAUAGGACUUCUUCCUCUAUUUCCUUAUUCUCAGGCAAAUCAAUCAAAAGUGCUUUUUUCUUCUUCUUUUAGUUCGGAGUAUCUCUCUGUCUCUCUAGAAUAAAAAAAAAAGCAUCACCCUUUAUUCAAAUUAAUUCCUCUUUCAAUCUCUGCUUAUCGCUGAAAGAGAAUUUUUUAACUCUCUUUCUUUUACAGUUAGAAAUUAGCAUUUUCCUUUUGUCUUUUUGACACUUUGUCCGUUUCCCUCUACUAAAUCUUUGUGGAUACUUAUGCUUCUUCGAUUCUCUUAAAAGAAGACUUUAAAUUUAUUUUGACAUAACUCUGGUUAUUCCUCCAAACCCCUUUUUUAUGAGUUCUGUGCACUUCUCUCGCUGCCUCAAAGUUUGUAAUGGGAUAAAACUCGGAGAAAGAGGAGGUGUAAGGGAAGUUUCUCCAUUGAUGAUAAACUGUUUCAAAGACCUAAUACAUGCUUUGAUGAAUGUUUUGCUUUCCACUAAUGAUGAUGAUGAUGAAGAUCAUGUGGAUGGUCAUGGGAAUGAUGCUACAGAAGAAGAUGACGCAAAGGAAGACGAUGGUGAUACUCCCACUCUGACAAGUAGUCUCAGAAAGGUGGAUUCGAGUUCAAAGAAGAAGAAGGUACAACGGGUGGAUGUGAUGGGGAUUAAGGAGCUUGCUGAGAUUCGUGAAUUCGAACCCAGUUCAAAACAUUACGUUUCUAUUUGGUCUGUGGAGAAUUUGAUGGAUUAUCUCAUUUUCUUUGCAAUGAAGAAAAAGAUGAUAUUGAUCGGCGGAAAAACUGUGUGUGUGUUAUCCUGUGAUCUCUCCAAUUUAGUUUUAAUGGAGGGUCCAAGGCCAGCAUUUGAAUCUAUAUACAUAGAUAGAGAGGUACAUAUAGAGUGAGCGAGAGAAUCUGCAUUUGUCUUCUUCUUCUAGAGAUGCUAAUUAGUAUACAUCUUUAACUUUAUUCGUUUCUUCAACCAUUUAAUGGAAGCUGUUUUGGGGGGUGAUCAAGUUCUGGAGUAAGUUACAAAUUUAGCAAUCACUAUGUCCGUCAGACAACUUUACUCGGUCUGUAACUUCAGCAGCUUGUUGUCUUUUGACGUAGCUCUUUCUACAUUUUGUAAAUAAUAAUAGUAAGCUUUUCAUGUGUGUGUAUAGUA